Molecule: messenger RNA, 1434 nt
Organism: Dictyostelium discoideum AX4
Lineage: Eukaryota; Evosea; Eumycetozoa; Dictyosteliales; Dictyosteliaceae
Product: SNF7 family protein
Exons: 2
Coding region: 1-1434 (477 amino acids)
Source: RefSeq, a predicted model, not a curated record
AUGAAUAAUGAUAAAGAAAUAAAUUCAGAAAAAAGUAAAAGAGCAAUAAAUCAUUUUAGUAAUAAAAAAGAGAUAAAAAAUUCCGACAGAAGAGGAAUUCUAUUUAGUAAAUUACCUUCACAACAAUUAAAUCCCGAUAGAUAUGAUAAUUUAAUGACAUUUUGGAAUAAUUCAUUAAUUGAUAUUUCAAAAUCAUGUAAUAUUUUAAUUUUCACUCCAAAAUUAUUAUCAACCUAUUUUACUGUUGAAAAUGUUUCACCAAUUUAUUUACCUUUAAUUUUAAAUGAAAUGAUAAAAACAAAAUUUAUAGUUAAAUAUGAAGAAUAUAUUAAAGAUUAUGGAUGGUCAAAAUGGGUAUGGACAAAGAUGGUUGUUCAACCAUUUCAAUAUUAUACAGGAUUAUCAACACCAAAUACAGAGACAGAAAAGAAUGUUAAAUUUAUAUUACCAGAGAUGAUAAAAGAUAAAGCGGAACAAUUAUAUCAACAUCAAUUAAAGAAUAUGAAUUCAACUACAGAUAAUAUAAUUUCAUAUAUUAAUUUAGAGAAAUCAAUUAAAGAUUGGUAUAUUACAAGAGAAGAAUUAGAUUUAUUAUUAUUAGUUUUAUUUAGAGAUUCAAAAGUAUUAAUUUUAACAAAUAAUAAAAUAAAGAAUAUUAAUAAUAAUAAUAAUGGUGAAGAUAGAAUAGGUAUUAAAUUUGCAUUUGAUGGUGAAAAAGUACAACCAAUUCAAGAAACUGAUUUUGGUAUAUUAAAAUUACAAACUACUUAUGAAACUUUGAAACAACAAGAAUCGAAAUUAUUAACUGAUAUUGAAGAGAUAUCAAAUACAAUUAAGGAAUCAAUACGUAUUAAACAAAAGAAUCAUGCAUUAUUACAAUUGAAAAAGAAGAAACUAUUGGAAUCAAUUUUAGAGAAAAGAGCAACUGCAUCAACAAAUAUUCAUGAGAUUCUAUUUUCAAUUGAAUCUGCUAAAUCCAAUCAACAAAUCAUUGAAUCUCUAUGUACUGGUGUUUCAACAUUAAAGAAAGUGAAUCAAGAGAUUUCAGUUGACCAAGUUGAUAGUAUUCUUGAUGAUUAUCAAGAUGCAAUCACAAAUCAAAGAGAAAUUGAUGAUGCUAUGAAAUCUGGUUUCAAUAGUGUAGAAUCAUUAUCAUCUGCUGAUAUCGAUGAAGAUCAAUUAGAAAAAGAAUUGGAUCAAAUGUUACAAGAUCAUCUUACACUUGAAAAAGAAGAAAAACAAAAACAAAAACAAAUUGAAAAAGAAAAACAACAACAACAACAACCACCAACCUCACAAUUUAAUCCAAAUUUACCAAUUCCAUUAAAAAAUGAAGAAGAUGAAUUAUUAAAAGAAUUAGAAUCAUUAUCAGUUACAUCAAAUCCAUUACCAAAACAAGAUGAAAAUAAACAAAAAACAAGUGAAUUAAUUUAA